This is a messenger RNA of Melopsittacus undulatus (budgerigar), 4314 nucleotides long. RefSeq names its product SH2 domain containing 4A (gene SH2D4A). Bases 337 to 1698 code for a protein of 453 amino acids. The transcript has 9 exons. The record is from RefSeq and is a predicted model, not a curated record. Gene Ontology annotation, cellular component: cytoplasm. Lineage: Eukaryota; Metazoa; Chordata; Aves; Psittaciformes; Psittaculidae. Gene Ontology annotation, molecular function: phosphatase binding.
UACUAUCAGCUGGGUUUAUCAGAGUAUCAACAACCACCGCAUUCAAGGACUCAUCCCUCUGGUCAGCUCUCCCUGCAGAGCGGACAGGGGCUGCGUGGGAGCUGAGUUCACCUCUUAUUUCAAGGAAUCUUAACAGCAGGUUUUAAGUUGCUUAUUUACCUUUUUGGUCUGUGCAGGAAGUCUGAGCUAAAAAAAAAGACAGAAGUAUAAUUACUCUGGCACGCCUGCAUUCCUGCUCCAGGCUCAGGAGGGGAGAGACUUUCUUGUCGGAGCCAGGAAGAGGAGCUGAUCCCUGGAGAUCAUUGCCUCAAACGCGUGUAACUGAAACCUGCAGCCAUGCUGAAACAGAUACUAUCGGAAAUGUACAUUGAUCCUGACCUGCUGGCAGAACUCAGUGAGGAGCAAAAGCAGAUCCUCUUCUUCAAGAUGCGGCAGGAACAGAUCAGACGAUGGGAAGAAAGAGAAGCUGCUAUGGACAAGGCUUCAGCAAAGAAACAACUGCCGAGAAAAGCCAAUGGGAAGUCAGUGACAUGGAAGCUCGGUGCUGACAACGACGUCUGGGUCUGGGUGAUGGGCGAGCAUCCUUCAGAUAAAUCAUAUGCUGCUAUCUGUGAAGAGAUCCAGGCACAAAGGGCAAAGCAGCUGGUGAGAGAGCAAAGUAAGGAGGGCAGAGAGACUGACUCUUCUGUAACACAGUCUUUACAUCUACAACCAGGAGUCCUAGGUGAGACAGAUCUUCAUGGGAAUAAGAAAAGCACUGUGGAGGAAAAGAAGGAAUGUGGGAGGAAAAUUACUGCUGCUGCAGCAGGGAAAAGCCAGGAGAUCACAAAGAGGGAAACCAGGGAUGUUCACCAGAUGCUGGCAGCCUGUCACAUGAGGAAAUGUGGUUUCCAACAGACAAAAGAAGCACAGAGGAGAAAUGCAGGAGAAGAAACCACAGCCCCCCAGGAGGCAAUACUGCAGAGCCACCCCAGCUCAGAGAGCCAGAGGACGCUGCAGAAAUUGGAUGAGAAUGAGCCUGAAUGGCAGGAAUCCUUGAAGAAAUCCAGGGCAGCAGAUGAGAAGAGACGCUCUCUUGCACGGCAAGCCAGGGAUGACUACAGGAGACUCUCACUGCAGGGCAUCCACAAAGGGAAGCAGGCAGAUAUUUCCAAGGGUGCCACAGCAAGAGAUCGUCGACCACUCCAAUAUCCACCUCUCCCUCCUAAGCCUAAACUUCUACCUCCUGCGAUGUCAAAUGGGAGAACGAUUCGGAAAGAGGGAAUCCAGAGAACAAUCUCCAAUUCCACUGAAGAAAGCAUCAUCAGGUGGUUCAGAGAGGAGCAAUUCCCUCUCCGAGCUGGCUAUCAGAAAACCACAGACACAAUAGCUCCUUGGUUUCACGGUAUCCUAACCUCUAAGAAAGCAGAAGAGCUUCUGAAUAAAACAGUACCAGGGAGUUUUCUGGUCCGGGUCAGUGAGAAAAUCAAAGGCUACGUGCUCUCCUAUCGAUCUGUAGAAGGAUGUAAACACUUCCUCAUUGAUGCCUCCAGUGAUUCCUACAGCUUCCUUGGAGUGGACCAGCUACAGCAUUCAACACUGGCUGACCUUGUAGACUACCACAAGGAUGAACCCAUCACUUCCUUGGGAAAGGAGCUGUUGCUUUACCCAUGUGGCCAAGAGGAUCAAGAGGCAGAUUACAUCUCUCUCUUUGAAUGAGCCUCCCAGUCUUACUGUGCAGCCCCAUGCUCGUAUUCACAGGCUGAACUUCAAACUAGAGCUGUUGAUGCUUACCUGAAAUAGCUGCCAUCAGUGCCUUUGCUUUUUAUCCUUCACAACAAAGCAGAGGGAGUAUAAGUACUGUUGUGAGCUGUAUCAACUGAGUUACUGGAUGCAUCAGCCCAGCAAGCUGCAAAGCACUUGGAUGCAUCCUGCACAGUGGAGUGAAUGAAAUGAUGAAGUAAUCAGUUGAGCAGGAAGAUACUGCCAUGUAUUUUCAGUGGGUGUUUGCAGAUUUCCUCGGGGACUUCUGUAUUCAAGCUGCCUUUUGUUCUUGAAUGCCAGGUUGUGUGCCAUCUGGGAAAUAGAUUGGUGUCUACAGCUGAAUGAGAUCAUACCUUCCUGAAGGCACAAAAAUACUUGGAGGGGGUGAACCUUCUUGAUACAGUAAUUUGCAUAAUGUGAAGAUAAAUCCUGUAAAAUGCUGUGUGCUUGGAAUCAAGGAUAUUCAAGCCAAACAUCCAAGCAAACCCUCUGUGCCUUUCAGUGAAAGGUGUUCUCUGUAAAGAGGGAUUUUCAUGAAAAGUACAUUUUUAAAACUCUUUUAGCCUCUGAAUGUAGAUCUUCACCCUUUUAACUUGUAUUUAAGUCCCACACUAUCCUUUCUGCAUAGAGAUUAGUCUUUUGAAAUGGAAAGGAGAAACUAUAUAGGAAUUUGUAUGAAAGACUUCCACAUGCACAGAACCUAAAAGAUGUAAGAAGCAGUGCCUAUAUCAGUAUUAGUACAGUUUACAGAAGAGCGUUUGCCAGCUAUUUUGCAAAAUGGAGCUAUUUAUUGCAAGUUGUGUCCAGAUUACUGAGACGCGUCGGGGGUAAACUUUAAUAUAGAACUUGUUCUUUCAACAUAAUAUUCUCUCUUUUUAUCUGUUAUGCUGCUCUUUAAAUAUAUACUUCAGAAUACCGUGGGAGAGGCUGGAAAAAUGAAUCCCCACCCAGGUUCCCUCAUCUUGUUGUUGCAUGUGACAAACUGUACAGCUGAGGAUUUUGGUACAAAUCUGCAAAAACGUUUUAGAGAUAAAAGCCUCAAAUCGUGAACAAGAGUCAAUUUGGUUUCAGUUGGUUUACCUGUUCCCUUCUGUCUAUUGGGUCAGGGCUAUUCUAUUGGGUCAGGGCUUAACUUGAGGAAGCAGUCAGAAACUUCAGUCCUACGUUGAUCUGCAUCUUGCAGAAUACAGACUCAAAGAAACUAUUACAAUUAUCUGGUCUUAAAAUUUACAACUCUGCUGAUAGGUGGUUUCCACACAGUGAAGGAGGAAUAAAAGCAUUCCAGUUACAGCAGGUUUAUGUCUGGAGAUAAAACCUUAAAGAGAAAUUCUGAAAGUGACAACACUGGCAAUGGAAAUGACAUAAGGAGCUUCUUAAGGCACUGUAUCAAAGAGAUAUUUGCAAAAUAAUCUGCAAAAAUCAGCAGAGGCAGUGCCAGAAUAUUUGUAGGGGAAAAAAAAUCUCUCUUUCCCUCUCCAGACUCUGUUUCUUUUGAAAAAUAUGGCUAAAAUUAAAAGUCACUCAGAGAUCCCAGAGAAAAGUUAGCAUCAGUUCUCAUGUGAAGAACGUGCCAUAGCUGUUGUCCUGUUGGGUACUAUUUGAACACACAACUUGUGAAACUCCCACAGGGACUGGAUGACAUGCUUGCUAAGAUAUCCAGACUAACAAAGUGUUGAAUUUACAGGUACCCAAUGCUUCUAAUUACAGAGUAAUAUAGAUUUGAAGAAGCCUCUGGAGAUCAUCUGUCUACCCCUGCUCCGUAAGUGUGGCCAACCUCAAAGAUACAUUAAGCUGAGGGCUUAGGGAAACCUAAAGGCGGAUAAAUUAAAAACAUCAUGGAAAUAUUAAGGUUAGGCUUGAGGCAGGUUAUUAUUAUGAAUCUUUCCUAACAUACAUCACUCAGUUUCAAAUUCAGGUUAAGUGGGACUGUAGGAACAACUAUUAUCUUGGAGCAGCUGAGUUACCACAGCUCUCAUAUAUAUUCAACAAGCCAUACCUGUCUCCUCCUAUUGUGUAUUUAAAAAGAUACUCCAUCAAAACAAAGCCCUUUAUAAAUAAGCUAUCAUGUAAUCUGGGAACAAAACAGUUCUUUGGAAGACCUACUUGAGGUAACUGAAGUUUUUAUGGGAAGUUAUGUAUUUGGGGGUUGGGUUUUUAAGCAUACAGAGUUUCCAUUCUUUUUGUUGUACGUUUGCAUUGGUUUUGCACAUCUGGUGAUUUGCAAGGGAAUUGCAAUGCAGAUCAUAUGCAUCCAGCAGAAGAAAACAGCAUGUAAACAUGUGUCAAGGGGAAAGGUACUUACAGUAGUAUGGUUUCAGCCUGCAGAUUGGGCACAGGGUGCUUUCAAAAGAGGUUCAUAAGUGCUCUCCAAGUAAAACAAAAAAUAGCGUGUUAUUCAUUGUUCAGUUGCAUAUUUCUCCCACCAGCUUUUUCAAGCCAAAAAACAAAUUAGAACCUAUUCUCAGACUACUUUGAAUUAAUAUGAAGCUAUAAACCAAAGAAACAGCAUGUUUCAGCAUAUAUGUAAGCAAACAGGAUUUCCAAGCCCAUGCAGUUUUUGUUGGCUAGUGU